CGGUGGGCACUUUUUCAGGGAGACGCGCUCCUUUACGGAUAUUGCCUGGAGUACAGCUAAACAUCGAGUCACCGCAAAAGUUACCACACCCCAGGAGCUACCGUCGGCAGGCGAGGUGAAGAUGGUGGACCGGCUUGCUAACAGCGAGGCCAACUCUAAGCGGAUCGGAUUGGUGGAGAGCUGCUUUGGCGCCGCGGGCCAGCCCCUCGCCAUCCCCGGUCGCGUGCUAAUCGGAGAGGGCGUCCUCACCAAACUUUGCCGCAAGAAGCCUAAAGCCCGCCAGUUCUUCCUCUUCAACGAUAUCCUGGUCUACGGCAACAUUGUUAUCCAGAAAAAGAAAUACAACAAGCAGCACAUCAUCCCUCUAGAGGGCGUCACCAUCGACACGGUGCCUGACGACGGCGAGCUGCGGAACGGCUGGCUAAUCAAGACCCCCACCAAGUCCUUCGCCGUCUACGCCGCUACCGCCACGGAGAAGUCCGAAUGGAUGAACCACAUCGGGAAAUGUGUGAGAGAGCUGCUGCAGAAGAGUGGCAAAUCCCCGACCGGCGAGCACGCCGCCGUCUGGGUGCCUGACUCCGAGGCCACCGUGUGCAUGCGCUGCAAGAAGGUGAAGUUCACGCCCGUCAGCCGGCGCCACCACUGCAGGAAGUGCGGCUACGUGGUUUGUGGGCCUUGCUCAGAGAAGAAGUUCCUGCUUCCCAGCCAGUCGUCCAAGCCGGUGCGCGUGUGCGAGCAUUGCUACGGGAUGCUGUCAGGAAGCCUCGGGCGGCAAUCGGAGUCCAUGAGCCGAUCGGGCGCCAACUUCAACAACACCCUGUCGGACGAUGACGACGAUGACGACAGCAGUGACUGAGGAACGCCCAAACCUCCACAGGACUCAUCUUGUCUCGCCACUGAGGAGAAUAUACUCUUCCUCUCAAGAUAUCACCUAAUUAUUUCCUUAUUUUCCUUGUUUCUUUGAUCGAAUCUCGAUUCAAGAAGAGGAUUUUUUUUUUUGUUUUGUUUUGUUUUUCAGGAUUCCUUUCUAUGAACCUAAAUGAUGAAUUUCCUCCGGGAAAAAUUAAGUUCCUGAAACAGUAAAUCAUCAGGAAAACCUGGAAGUAACUGGGUGACCAGCAGAACUCUGGGAUUAAGUCAGACUGUUCAUCACAGCUUCACCUUGUUCUCAUGCCUCCUAAUUAGGCUAAUUCACUACAAAACAAAGGUGCUAACGAGAUAUUACUCCUGCACUGUCCCCUCAACUUAAUUUCUCCUGAAUAGUUUCUGUUGCUCCUUGUUAUUUCAUUUCUACAACUUAAACUAAGACGAUAAUUAGCAGGAAACGGAGAGUCUUACCCCCCUAACGCCUCUGUCGGCCUUUCUUCUAACAGAUUAUGGAGUUUCUCUACACUUUUUUUUUGUAGAUUUGUCCUCAGAUAAUUAUAGAUUUUUCUGUUUUUUUAUCUGAUGAAAUGUAGAUGCCACGCUAAAUGUAGAGAUUUUCUAGUUGAACUAAUGCAGUUGCUUUUGACAAAUCAGCCAAGGUCCCCAAAACUAACUGUAGCCUCCGCCUGUACUUCACGUAGUGCCUUCUAGCAAACUGAGCUUAUGCAUAAAUGAAACAAAGCUGCAAAAAAAACAAAAAGGUAAAACCCACCCAUCCAGGAUGGGUCAACUCCUGAACACCAGGCAGAUUAUCAAAGGAAGUGUGUUGUGAUUGGUCAGGAUCUGGCACAGUGCCUUGUUAGUCAGAGGAUGGACAAGAGAAUUAUGCAGACAGUCCUCAGGUUUCCCAGACAGAAAACUCAGUAAAAUGUUGCAUAAAUCGGAUUUUGACCUGAAUAUUUUCCUGUUUCUUUGCGGUUUCAGUUGGUUCCCGUAUCCACCGUUGUUGGUUGCAUGUUUUCAGAGUUGCAAUCAGCCUCCUGAAACUCACCCGCCUGGGAAUUCCUGGAAUUUGGACCUAGUAUUACCUCAUGGGUGGAGUUCUGUGGAAAACAAAAGGAAAACAUGACGAUGGCUGCAGAUUUUACUUAGCUGGCAAAUUGCUUUUCGGGAACAAACGUUCAAGUGUCUUUUGCACCUGGAUGGAUUUUCUUUUUCUUUUUGUGUUUUGAUUAGAGAGGCAUGGAACAGAUUUAGUCUGAUUUCUGUUUAGUGUGAGAAAAACCUAAUAGUGACCUGAGAUGUUUAAUUUAGUGCUCUAAAGAGAAUAAACCCCCCCUGUUUGUGUAGUCUGUUUACUAUAAUUAAUGAAUGAAAACUAGUAGUACUUGCAAUAAUCAGGAAGGGGUUUUUUCCUGCUUACAUAUGCAAUUCCUCUGUGAUCUGAGGCGUUCCGGAAUGAAAGUCAGGAAAUCAUCGCUGCGUCUUCCUGCCCGUCUCUCCUCCCUCCGCUGAUCUGAGGUCAGAUGAGUCAGAAAACAAACAGCGAUCCUCUGAACUCCGCUUCCUUCCCCUCAGUCGCACUUUCCAAGGAGCGGCCAGAGUCACAUGGCGCCGUCAUGUGAUCAGGGACCAAACCUGGAAGUGAAAGAGGGCUGGGUGGAACCAGGACUACCUGUCCCAGCCUGCACAAGAGUUCAUGUCAUUAGUUCUCAGAGAGUCUUCUGGAGAGUUUCAUUCCUCUAACAGGAAGUUUAAAAUAAGAGAAUGUUUUAUAAUAAAUGGAUGCUGAAGCUGAAAAGCAAGCAGGAGUCAGAGGAUUUCUUGCUGCAUUUCUGCAAAAAAAAGAAUAAAAAUUAACAUUAAAAUGCAAGAUUAACAAAAAUAUCAAACUCUUACCAGUGUUUGCUGCUUCCUAAAUAAUAGUAUUGAAGAUGAUGCAGUGCUUAUUGCAAACAAACGACAUAAACAUCUUUAUACCUGCAGGAUAUUAGCUCAGAAAGUGUCACAGGUUGAGUAACACUUUAUCCGUCCUAACUAAAAAUCAUUUCAGCCAGCCGUGAAGCGAAGCUGCACAUCAGUAUCACAUCUUUCUUGAUAAAUACAUCAAUUCCUAUAGAGUUUUGUAAUAUUUGAACAUUUUUGUUUGCUAAACUGAGUCAGGAUGAAUUAAUUAUACUGUAAUUAGUCUUUGUCUUCAGUGUUUCCAUCAUUAUUUCUUCUGCCUGCUGUUGGAAUGAAACUCAUUUGAGUUAUGAUUAGAAACAGUUCGGGGAAUAUAAAGUUUUAUUUGCUUUAAAUUCAGAUGAUUAUUUUUUGUUUUAAACUGAGCACUAUGUGUUGUUUUUUUUUUUGUUUGUCUAUACUGAGUCGGCAUUAAACACACCGCUUACGGCAACAGAAGGAAAAAAGGGAUUUUCUUAUUUUUGUCUUAUCGAUGCAAUUUUUGUGUUGCUCCGAUUAAAUGGCCACCUGUGAUUGGAGGAAUGAGCAGGUGUUGAUCACUAACUAGCUGUGCUUUAUAGUUGCUGUGGCUGAUGUGCUGAACCCAGAAGCACCGAGUCGGGCCUCAGGUUUGCUGUGGAUUGCACUUAAAUAGCCGACACAUGGACUCUGCUCCGGGUCGCUCCUGAAACAUCCUGUCAGACUCUUUUUUUUUUUUGUUCCUGAUGAUUUUUGUACAUGUGUGCAGAUUUGUUUUAGGUUGCGCAGUCCUGAUCAUUACCAGAAUUUGUCUGUGCUCUGCUAUUUUUUCUUUCUGCUUCCUUUGAGCUUUUUCAAAGAUGCUUAUCAUACAAAACACACCAAGUAGGAAUCUUUAUGAUUUAAUCCUCAAUUUACAGACAGCAUUUGCGGGAUUUUACUGGUUUAUAUUCAUAACACUCAGAGGUUUAAGGGGUUUUAUCCUAACUUGGCCAGCUUGAUCAACCAAAGUCCAACAGGUUUGAUUAAAAAUUAAACGUUUAUUUGAUGCUGAAGCAUCAGCGUUGAAAAGAAAUUCUUCCAAAAUGAAACAGCAGAGCAAAAAUCCGUUGGCUGCCCUGCAGCGCCCACACACAUCCAGCCAUUACCUGAGUAACUAGGUUACCUGAGUGCAAACAAACAGGUUAUUUACCAGUUUACAGUUGACUGACUGUGCAACAGAAUAGAAAUCCAGCAGGGGAUCGUCUAAAUGCUUCCUGAUGGCGCACAUUUACAACACGGUUAAAAUCUCUCCUCUUACUGAUUAUGUAUUAAAGGUUUCUGAUUACAUUUAUGAUGCGUUCUCUCCAUUUUCUUGUUUGUUUUUGUUUUAAACGCUGCAGCUUUGAUUAUGACAAUGACGCAUGUACACAAAUGAUCAAGUAACCUGAUUUUUAUUGUUUUGUGGAGGGUUUAUUUUAAACAAAGCUUGUGAUGGGGCCACCAAGAGAACGGAGAAGGUUGUAUUAAUAAACAUUAAACAAGGAUUUUCUUCA
Messenger RNA from Xiphophorus hellerii (green swordtail), 4325 nucleotides. RefSeq names its product pleckstrin homology domain containing, family F (with FYVE domain) member 2 (gene plekhf2). Gene Ontology annotation, molecular function: metal ion binding; phosphatidylinositol binding. Gene Ontology annotation, biological process: endosome organization; endosome to lysosome transport. Bases 122 to 856 code for a protein of 244 amino acids. The record is from RefSeq and is a predicted model, not a curated record. The transcript is spliced from 2 exons. Gene Ontology annotation, cellular component: early endosome. NCBI's taxonomy places the organism in Eukaryota, Metazoa, Chordata, Actinopteri, Cyprinodontiformes, Poeciliidae.